This is a messenger RNA of Punica granatum (pomegranate), 2819 nucleotides long. The record is from RefSeq and is a predicted model, not a curated record. NCBI's taxonomy places the organism in Eukaryota, Viridiplantae, Streptophyta, Magnoliopsida, Myrtales, Lythraceae.
GAUUAACAAAAUGCGCAAGAAUACCGUUACCUUGAUUUUGUUCCUGUCGUUUUUCCUCGUCUUGGACUUGCUCCUUGUGUCGGGAGUGGACUCGAAGAUUGUCCUCACAUGUGGGACCGGAGAAAAACGCAAGGACGUGGACGGGCGGGAAUGGGAACCUGACACCAAGUACUUCACCUCCUCGAGCUCGACCUCUUCGCAGGCCUCCUUUCAGGACCCGUCCCUCCCCUCCGAGGUCCCUUACAUGACCGCGAGAAUCUUCACGACCGAGGCGACCUACAAGCUCCCCGUGAAGGCCGACAACCGGUACUGGAUCCGGCUCCAUUUCUACCCCGCAACUUAUGGCUCCCUCGACCCCAGCGAUGCAUACUUCGACGUGGUUGCCGCCGGAAUCUCGCUCUUGAAGAACUUCAGUGCUUCUGAAACCAGCAGAGCCCUCACUCAGGCUUAUAUCGUGAAGGAGUACUCUCUCGCGCCAGCGACCGCCGAUUUCAUUAAUGUGACCUUCACACCCUCGAAGGAGCACCAAGGGUCGUUUGCUUUUAUCAACGGGAUCGAACUGAUUCCCAUCCCGGACAUGUUCAGCUCAGCCCAGAUGGUCGGGUUCAAGGACAUGCCCGUGGAUGUCAAGACCUCAAGCUUGCAGACGAUGUACCGGUUAAAUGUUGGCGGCCAAUAUAUUGCUGCCAUGGAUGACACUGAGCUGAGGACUUGGUAUGAUGACACACCUUAUCUCUAUGGGGCAGUUGGGGGUGUCCUGACCAUGGCAAAUAAAUCAGACGGGCCCGAUUACGGGAUCGAUUACAAUGGAAUGCCCCAAUAUAUCGCCCCAUUGGCAGUUUAUUACACCGCGAGAGCGAUGGGGUAUGACGGGGACCUCAACAAGAACUACAAUCUGACAUGGCAGUUCCAGGUCGACGCGAAUUUUACUUACCUGGUGAGGCUUCACUUUUGCGAUUACCAGGACGACAAGGUGAAUCAGAGGGUAUUUGAUAUCUACAUCAAUAAUCAGACAGCCCAGGCCGGAGCUGAUGUCAUUGGGUGGGCAACCCGUAAGUCAGUCCCCGUGUACAAGGACUACGCUAUUUAUGUUGCAGACACGACCGGGGAUGACCAUAUCACAUUAGCCCUCCACCCCUCGGUCACUGCGGACCCACCACCUGAGUUCUAUGAUGCAAUUCUGAACGGGUUGGAGAUUUUCAAGAUGAACGACCCGACAGGGAACCUAGCCGGGCCCAACCCGCAGCCUUCAGAGAUGCUCCUCAAGGCCGAGGCUGAGGCAGCCGCCAAGGCCAACGCUGCCAAGGGCUUCUCCUCCACUAGCAGCAACAUCCACGUGAUUGGUGGGGCUGCCGGUGGCGCAGCAGCCUUCGGGGCCAUGGCGGCAAUCUGCAUAACCGUCUACAUGAGGAAAAAGAGAAUCCACGGAGUGGACUCCCACACCACCAGUUGGCUUCCUAUCUCCAAGUUCUCCCACACGAACGGCAGCAAAUCCCACAAUUCCGUCACCAGCCACCUCUCGUCGGAGGCCCAGGGCCUCAGCCGCCGGUUCUCACUGGCUGAGAUCAAACAGGCCACAAAGGGCUUCGACGAGUCUUAUGUCAUUGGUGUCGGAGGGUUUGGCAAGGUCUACAAGGGAGUCAUUGAUAAGACCACAAAGGUCGCCAUUAAGAGAUCGAACCCCCAAUCCGAGCAGGGCGUCCAUGAGUUCCAGACCGAGGUUGAGAUGCUCUCGAAGCUGAGGCACAAGCAUUUGGUGUCUCUCAUCGGCUACUGCGAGGAAGACAAUGAGAUGUGCCUGGUCUAUGAUUACAUGGCACGGGGAACCCUCAGGGAACACAUUUACAAGGGCAACAAUCCUCAGCUUUCAUGGAAGCAGAGGCUUGAGAUCUGCAUCGGGGCAGCCAGAGGGCUCCAUUACCUUCACACGGGAGCAAGGUACACGAUCAUUCACAGAGAUGUUAAGACCACCAAUAUUCUCUUGGACGAGAACUGGGUCGCCAAGGUUUCCGACUUCGGUCUCUCGAAGACGGGGCCAAACAUGGAUAAGGGGCACGUCAGCACAGUUGUGAAGGGAAGUUUCGGGUACCUAGACCCAGAGUACUUCCGGAGGCAACAGCUGACGGAGAAGUCUGAUAUCUACUCAUUUGGGGUUGUCCUCUUCGAGGUCCUAUGUGCCCGGCCAGCCCUGAAUCCAAACCUCCCCAAGGAACAGGUCAGCCUUGCCGACUGGGCGCAGCACUGCACGAGGAAGGGCAUCCUCGAGGACAUCAUCGACCCCCAUAUCAAGGGUAAGAUCAACCCCGAAUGCCUCAAGAAGUUCGCCGAGACCGCACAGAAGUGCCUCUCUGAGGCCGGAGUAGACCGUCCCUCUAUGGGAGACGUCCUGUGGAACCUAGAGUUCGCCCUCCAGCUGCAGGAGAACGUCGACGGCUCGAGCCAUUCCACAAGGGAGAGGACGAGCGACUUCGACGAGAUCAGCCUGAAGGACAACAACGUCAGGCUCCACAUUAGCAACCUGAGCCUUGGGAGCGAGCAUGAGAUGAAUCAGGGACUGGAGGACGGAAACUCGACCGAGAUCUUUUCGCAGAUUGUGAACCCGAAGGGGAGAUAACUGGGGGGUAGAAAAAUCAAACAUCAAAGAUUCACCCGCUCAAGUUUUUCUAAUGACCUGUUAUUCCGUAAUGGUAAAAGCUAAAAUAGGAUUUACAGGCUACAUGAACUAAACAGCGACCACUAAGACGAUUUCUGGUUCUCUACUCGUGUAAUCCAUGUACAAAAGAAAUUUUACAAAGUGGCAUAACCUAGCAUUACCUUAU